Octopus sinensis (East Asian common octopus) is the source of this 525-nucleotide messenger RNA. RefSeq lists its product as uncharacterized. Lineage: Eukaryota; Metazoa; Mollusca; Cephalopoda; Octopoda; Octopodidae. The coding region runs from base 86 to 460 and encodes 124 amino acids. The record is from RefSeq and is a predicted model, not a curated record. Gene Ontology annotation, cellular component: mitochondrion. The transcript has 3 exons.
GGUAAGAUUAGCUUUAUAUGUCAGAAGUCUAAGGUGACUUUCGUGGAUAAAAAUAUUAUCCAGUUUUAUGAACAGUUUGUGAGUAAUGACUGGAGUCAUUAAGAAAACAUGGGAUCCUUGGAAAAUGUACGAUGUGUCUUUAAAAGAGAGAAAGGCUAUGGAAGAACGUGCUUUGAUGAGAGAAAAACUCAAAGGUGAAUGGCAAAAGAAAGUUACCGACCCAUACAAAGGCACUGGAGGUUACAUCUUUGAUCCUCAAAUGCAGCGCUUUUAUUCAAUGCGUGUAACCGGAUUUAAUUACUUUAAAGUAUCAUUCAAGUCUGUGAUGGUCGGCUUAAAUUUUGUGGUUGUUCCAAUUGCAGUCUUUACUUAUUUAAUAUAUAAGGAAAGAGAAGGACAAGAAAGAAAAAUUCGUAAUGGUGAAAUAAUGUACAAAGACCGGCACAAUAAAUUAAUCUAGAGUAACAAAUGUAACAGACAAGUUAAUUUGAUUGUUGAAAUAAAAAAAAUAUCUUGGAGUAAUAA